AUGGCCGCCACUGAAGGAAACUCGAUACAGGUGACUCUGCAUCAAAUCGCCAAGAUGAUUGACCAUUCCUUGUUACAUCCGACAAUGACAGACGAUGAUAUCCUCGAAGGGCUUCGUAUCGCCAAGAAGUAUUCUGUGGCGACUGCUUGCGUCAAGCCGUACCUCAUACCGAUGGCAAAGAAAGAAUUGGAAGGCAGCGAUGUCCUUGUAUGCCCCGUCAUUGGGUUCCCUCAUGGAAAUAGCACCACGGAAGUGAAAGUCUUUGAGGCUGAGGCAGCUGCUGCAGCCGGUGGCAAGGAAAUUGAUAUGGUUAUUAACAUCGGCAAGGCUCUCGGGGAAGAGUGGGAUUAUGUGUCGGAUGAAAUUGCACGCAUCAACGACGCUGUCACUAAGCACGGGGCCACCCUGAAAGUCAUCUUUGAAAACGACUUUCUUCAAGAGAAGCAUAUUAUCAAACUCUGCCAGAUUUGCUCUGACAUUGGGGUCGCUUUUGUUAAGACAUCUACUGGAUACGGAUUUGUCAAGCAAGCAAAUGGCAUGUACUCUUACAAGGGGGCAACAGUGCCUCAUCUGAAGCUCAUGCGGAAGCAUUCCAAGCCAGAAAUCCAAGUCAAGGCCGCUGGAGGUGUACGGACAUUGGAUGACCUUCUUCACGUCAUGUCACUCGGAGUGACACGAAUUGGUGCCACGGCCACAGUGGCCAUCAUGGAGGAAGCUGUCAGGAGAGGGAUCACGGAGCAACCCACAACAGUCACGUUCAAGCCCAUUGAUGAUGGUGCUUCGGGAGGUUAUUGA
Molecule: messenger RNA, 795 nt
Organism: Trichoderma virens Gv29-8
Lineage: Eukaryota; Fungi; Ascomycota; Sordariomycetes; Hypocreales; Hypocreaceae
Exons: 1
Coding region: 1-795 (264 amino acids)
Biological process (GO): deoxyribonucleotide catabolic process; carbohydrate catabolic process
Cellular component (GO): cytoplasm
Molecular function (GO): deoxyribose-phosphate aldolase activity
Source: RefSeq, a predicted model, not a curated record